Molecule: messenger RNA, 1008 nt
Organism: Striga hermonthica
Lineage: Eukaryota; Viridiplantae; Streptophyta; Magnoliopsida; Lamiales; Orobanchaceae
Source: the annotation of a GenBank genome assembly
AUGGCGGAUCGUGCUAGAAAAUGGCUGAACGAAGAGUUCCGAACGUACGCGUACAUUCUCCUUUACAUCGCUCUCUCCAGCGGUCAGAUCUUCUUCAACAAGUGGGUUUUAUCAUCGAAGGAAAUAAACUUCCCUUACCCUCUUGGACUGACUCUGCUUCAUAUGGUCUUUUCUUCUGUUCUAUGUUUUGUGGUUACCAAAGUUUUCAAGAUUAUGAAAGUUGACGAAGGAAUGACUAUGGAUAUAUAUAUUAGUUCUGUCAUCCCAAUUGGUGCAAUGUUUGCUAUGACACUUUGGCUUGGGAACACUGCUUACCUUUACAUCUCGGUUGCAUUCGCCCAGAUGUUGAAAGCCAUCAUGCCCGUUGCCGUGUUCAUCCUUGGUGUAUUAGCUGGACUUGAAGUGAUGAGUUGUAGGAUGCUUCUCAUAAUGUCAGUGAUCAGUUUUGGGGUACUCGUGGCUUCUUACGGUGAGAUGGAAAUCAAUUGGAUUGGUGUCGUUUACCAAAUGGGAGGCGUGGUUGGAGAGGCAUUGAGACUGAUAUUUAUGGAGAUUUUUGUGAAACGUAAAGGGCUAAAAUUGAACCCCAUAUCGGUGAUGUAUUAUGUUAGCCCAUGCAGUGCUCUUUGCCUUCUAAUACCGUGGAUCUUCCUGGAGAAACCUAAGAUGGAUGCACAGGGGACAUGGAGUUUCAAGCCCUUGAUGUUGACUCUGAAUUCUCUAUGUACUUUUGCCCUCAAUCUUUCUGUUUUCCUUGUCAUCUCGCACACAAGUGCCUUGACCAUUCGCGUGGCUGGAGUUGUCAAGGACUGGGUUGUAGUUCUGCUGUCGGCCCUUCUUUUUGCUGACACGAAGUUGACACUUAUAAAUCUUUUUGGAUAUGCCAUUGCCAUUGCAGGGGUAGCUGCAUACAAUAAUUACAAGUUGAAAAAGGAAGCUUCUCGUGAUAGCUCUGGCGACACAACUCAAGCCGUACCUCUAGUUGAAUCUCCAGCAUCAAACCCGUGA